ACGCCGGGGGAGCAGGAGUUGCCCACGGUAACCGUGCAGGAAAGUUCACUUUAAUCAGCAGAGAGACGGGGACGGCUCCUUCCUCGUACAGGGAACGGAGAGCAGCAACACCUCAUCACCCCCUCGGACACCCUGCCCAGUGAGUAACACGUUUGAGGUUUCCCUGAAGGAAGCUGUUGUUUGGCUGCAAAAGGAGGAAAUAAAUCAGCCUGCUUGUCAUACUGUUGGCUCCCUGUGAGGUGCUUACAUGAGGUAACGAUAGGCCAAAACAACCUUCUCAGUGGUUUUUGAGCCAAGAAAUGGGCCAGAAAAUCUCAGGGAAUAUAAAGUCUGUGGAUGUGAGGGAACCAGCCUACAGGCCAGUUAAGCGGGAGUUGAGAGGCCCUGACUUCUGCAAGCCAACUCGGCUUGACAUGCUACUGGAUAUGCCAUCAGCUUCUCGCGAGAUUCAGCUAAAACAUGCUUGGAACAACGAAGACCGGUCUCUGAACAUUUUUGUUAAAGAAGAUGACAAGUUAACCUUUCACAGACAUCCAGUAGCCCAAAGCACAGAUUGUAUCCGAGGUAAAGUUGGAUACACACGUGGGCUUCAUGUCUGGCAGAUUCACUGGCCUACAAGGCAAAGAGGAACACAUGCUGUGGUUGGUGUGGCAACAGCGGAAGCUCCAUUACAUUCUGUGGGAUACACCUCGUUAGUUGGAAGUAAUAAUGAAUCAUGGGGUUGGGAUUUGGGUCGCAACAAACUAUAUCACAAUAGUAAAAAUCAGCCAGGACUAACCUAUCCAGUGUUUUUGGAGCCAGAUGAAUCAUUUGUCCUCCCUGAUAGUUUCUUGGUGGUUUUGGAUAUGGAUGAAGGAACACUGAGUUUUAUAGUGGAUGGACAAUAUCUGGGUGUGGCCUUCAGAAGUCUGAAAGGGAAAAAACUGUACCCAGUAGUCAGCGCAGUCUGGGGACACUGCGAAAUAACAAUGAGAUACAUCAACGGACUUGACCCGGAGCCAUUGCCUUUAAUGGACUUGUGCAGAAGAUCCAUUCGCCUUUCUCUUGGCAAGGAACGGCUGCAUGAAAUAGAGACCCUACCCAUGCCUGUUUCUCUGAAGAAUUAUUUGCAGUACCAGUGAUGAAUAAAUUUGGACUAAGCUGGAAAGUCAAUGCAAUGGAAAGCUGUAGUUUACAUCUUUUGAUCUGUGGAGGAUUCACAGUUGUUUGAAAUAUCAUAUGACUUACAAAUAGACAAUGCUUAGAUAGGAAUUAGAGGAGAACCUGUCAUAUGA
Hemiscyllium ocellatum (epaulette shark) is the source of this 1274-nucleotide messenger RNA. RefSeq names its product SPRY domain-containing SOCS box protein 1-like. Gene Ontology annotation, biological process: proteasome-mediated ubiquitin-dependent protein catabolic process; intracellular signal transduction. Gene Ontology annotation, molecular function: protein binding. The transcript has 3 exons. The record is from RefSeq and is a predicted model, not a curated record. NCBI's taxonomy places the organism in Eukaryota, Metazoa, Chordata, Chondrichthyes, Orectolobiformes, Hemiscylliidae. Bases 300 to 1121 code for a protein of 273 amino acids. Gene Ontology annotation, cellular component: SCF ubiquitin ligase complex.